Messenger RNA from Neocloeon triangulifer, 1463 nucleotides. RefSeq names its product popeye domain-containing protein 3-like. The record is from RefSeq and is a predicted model, not a curated record. NCBI's taxonomy places the organism in Eukaryota, Metazoa, Arthropoda, Insecta, Ephemeroptera, Baetidae. Gene Ontology annotation, cellular component: sarcolemma. Bases 165 to 1289 code for a protein of 374 amino acids. The transcript has 9 exons. Gene Ontology annotation, molecular function: cAMP binding.
GCUGGCAAAGUGCACACACAGUAUAGCUGCCGGGAUACGCGCGAGACGAGCAAAGCUGCUUUCAUCUCGAGCAAUUCUUUUGAAAUUACGCCUCUUUGUUCUUUUAUUCCGCACAUCACAGAGAGAAGACAUCAAGGUCGACGACUUAAUGGGUUAAUUUGGCCAUGACCACCCCUAUGGAGGCGAACGCGACUCUGGAGACCACGGAGGACCCCGCUAAUCUCACGGCGCUGCCGCCAGUUUUUUCUGAAGUCAACGUCGGAGGGCUGAACUGGUGCGUCGAGUGGAAAGACCCGCAGCACGUCCUCUUUCAACUGGCCAACGUUUGCUUUCUGAUUUCCUACUUGGCGCCCAAUUCUCGACACGGCAUACUUUUCAUGCAUGCCACCCUUACGCUAGGUUUCCUGCUGUUCUGCACGUGGUCGUGGAACAUAAUCUGCGCUGCCGACAUCUUCACCUGGAACUUGGCCUUCAUCUUCUUCAACGCCGGCCAACUGCUCUCGAUAAUUUAUCAAAUGCGGCCGGUCAAGUUCGACGCCGAGCUCGAGGACGUUUAUCUCACCCUCUUCUACCCGUUCAAGGUGUCGCGCUCCACGUUCAAACGAAUGGUCAACAGCGAGUUCGCGCAAAUCAUGUCCCUGCACGCCGGCGAGGCCUACGCCAUGCAGAAUUUGACCAAAACCGACCGACUUGGGCUGCUCAUUUCAGGAAAGAUCAACGUGUUGUCCGAUCAACAAUUUCUGCAUCACAUCUUGCCGUGCGAAUUCCUCGACUCGCCUGAGUUCGAAUCGAGCAAGGCAAACACCGAGGAUAAAUUCAAGGUGUCAAUAGUGGCGGCCACUUCUUGCCGCUACGUUUACUGGAUGAGAACUGCCCUCGAAUAUCUAUUCGUCAAAGAGCCGUACUUGGCCACGGUACUUACGACGCUGAUUGCGCGCGACAUCACAACCAAGCUGUACACCAUGAACACCAAGCUCAUGACCUCGAGGGGGUCUCACCUGGAUAUCCGACUGCCGAGCAUCAGUUCCGCGGCGUUCGGCUCCAUGGCUGCUGGCGAAUACAAAGAUCCGCCGCGCAGCAUAAAGCAUAGCACAUUUGCCGACACAAUGUUUGCUGGCAACUUUCCGACUGUGAAGGACACGACGGGUCUGCUGCUGCCCAACGGCCGACUGCAGAUGGAGCCGCUGCGAGAGUUGCCGUCGACCGACGACUUGGCGUCGGGCGUGCAGAGCUGGUUGGACACCAAUUCCAAGUUCCACGGCCACCACACGCCAGACCACAACUUUUGAAACGACGCAUGUAUGCAACCCGCUGAACCGCAGUGACGCACUUAUUGCAUACGGCCGUUAACACCAGGCGCUUAUUGUUCUGUUGAGGUCGGAUUUAAGAAAAUUGUUUGGAGAAUUAUUAAAAAAAAAAAAACAGACUGCUGAUAACCAGAAUUAAAUAGGAAUGAAUAAAAU